AUGGCCAACCGCUUCUCGUCUCCAUGCCCCACCUCCCAUGACACCCCAGGGCAAUCUGGAUUCUUCGCCAGUCCGUCAGGGUCAGCUAUACCACGUCGGAAGUCGCUCCCAUACAUUAGAACAAAGAGGAAGAGCAUAUCCAGCCCUCUCCCAAGUCCUCAUUACCCGAAAAGUCCUCAUUCCUCACGGAAAAGCAGAAUUCCUGUUCGAGAGUCACCGAAGAAAACGGUCGACGACGAUCAGAGCGACUCCGAAGUUGACCUCAGUGAAUACACCUUUGACCUGAACAAGCUCCCUGAUCAGCUGGUCAGUAUUGGGAAGGAAGACGGUGAGAAGAGACAUAAAUCCCAAGAUGAGAAGACCACGACAUCCUCCGAUCUCGAUGGCCCAGAGGAUUUUACGUUGAACAUGGUCGAGCUUCUGAAGAAUGUGGAUCUGGAGGAUACUCAACGCACCCAAGUGCAGGUCAGACGAAGCGAGGAUAAACACAAUUGUGAUGAUGGUGGCGAAGAAAAAGGGGAGAGAGAAGAUGGACAGGACGAUGGACACGAUCUGGACGGGCCUACGAGAGCGACAGGAUUGCAGGACUACACCCAGCUGGACCAUACUAUGGAAACCUCUACACCGGCACAUUUACUCUGGAGGGAUGUAAAUGCAACUAUGCAACACGACUCAACUUCGAAACGUCAGCCGAGUCCACCUACACAAAAUAACAAGGCAGGUGACUUGGAAGAAAACUCAGUUAUCUAUACCCAAGGCCGAAAGUUCGCUCCGACAACACCAACGAUAGACCUUUCUAGGAUUGACGAGACGACUACCAGCCAACAAGGAGACCAAACUUUGUGUGCGGCCCAGCAGAUUUGCCAACUCGAGUUGGACCUUGAGGCAAAAACUCGACGUAUCCAGGAGAUGGAAGCAAAGUUGGCGGAGACAGCCUCGUUACACAAACAGAUAAACGAUCUAAAACAACAACUGCAAAGGCGUGAGGAAAUAACAAAGCUGAGUGAUACCGAACUUAACGACCUACGAAAAGCCAAGUCGGAGUUGGAGCAAACACGGAAUGAACUCGCUAGCCAAACUUCGAAGGAGUCUACUCUCAGGAACAACCUAAAGGAGAAAGGCAAACAGCUAAAGGAGGCAGAGAAGCAGCUGGAUGACGCCCGCACAGCCCAUAAACGCUACUCGGAGGAAAUGGGCACAGAGCUCAAGCAAGUAAAGCAAGAAUGCGAGAAGAAGCUGGGCGGAGUUUACAGCCUGAAAUAUCAACUGACCUCCACUACCCGAGAACGAGAUUCGUUCCAAAAGAAGAUAGAGGACCUCGAGUGCACCAUUCAGAACUUAAAAGCACAAGUGGAAACCACGGAGUCUCAGAAGGCAGAAGAAGCUGCGGAGAGUUUAGCAAGGCUCAGGGAGGUUCAGAAGUUUGCCGGAGAGCUAGCUCUCCCUGCACUAGGAAAACCCUUCUUUGAAAUCAUUGACCUUCUUCGAGAACAUAUUAAGACUCUCGGGGAAAAAUCUUCGGAGCAACAAAAUGAGCGUUCAAAGAAGUCUGAAGAGGCCCAGAAGGAAUUGCAAAACUUAGUAAAGAAAGCCAAUGGUGUAGCACGGCUCGAAGCUCGUAAAGCUGAGCUAUACCGUGAUCGGCUUAGUGAGACGACUUCCAAAAUUGAUUCAGUCAAGAAUGAAAAUACUGAGCUGCUCGAGAGGAUUGCUGUUCUUACGUGUGAUAAUGCAAAGCUCAAAAAGAGAGCUGCGGAAUCUACCCAGGAACAUGAUCAAGCUCUUAAUGCGCUACGAAAUCUUCGAAAUGAGGCCGAAGAGUCACACAAGUUACAAAUUGCAAAACUCAAAGCCUCCCACUCUGAGCAGCUGGCCAAGUAUCGGAACAACAAGCAAGGCCCCAGUAGCGAGCUGCAGGCUCGCUUGGCCGCAUCUAAGAACAGAGAAAGUGUUCUGACAGCGGAGCUCAAAGCGGAGCAGACGGCCAGAGAAAGACUUGAGGAGGAUAUCGUGCGCAUGGAAACAGAAAUAGCACACCACCAUAUGACACAAAAGAGGCUUGAGGCUAUUAUCAAGGCUAACACUUCGGCAGCAAAGAAGAUCGAUGGCAAGAUCGUUGAAAUCAUGCGGGAGAGAGAAGACGCUUGGAAAGCCCGAGUCGAUGAGCUCACCAAGGACAAUGAGAAAUUGGGCAAGGUGUUAAUGACCAUGUGGGGAAAACAGGAGGUCGGUGAUAACUCCAAGUCUAAAGAAAAGGGGGAUAAACAGAGGUAUAAGUAUAAAUACGCCAGAAAGACGCAGGAAAUUGAGAUUGGGGAGAUCUGGAAUACUCUUUUAGGGGAGCCAGAUGCGUGA
Messenger RNA from Microsporum canis CBS 113480, 2355 nucleotides. RefSeq lists its product as uncharacterized. The coding region runs from base 1 to 2355 and encodes 784 amino acids. NCBI's taxonomy places the organism in Eukaryota, Fungi, Ascomycota, Eurotiomycetes, Onygenales, Arthrodermataceae. The transcript has a single exon. The record is from RefSeq and is a predicted model, not a curated record.